AUGGCCUCUCCCAGAACGCUGCCUUGUGUUUGCGGAAGGGGCUGCUUCAGGUCGGUUUCCACGGGGUGGAGACACUAGCGGCGGUUCCCUAGAAGCUGCUCCAAGUUAACAUCUGCUGAAGGUUGGGGAGGGCGAGGGGGGCAGCAUGAGUGCCAAAGAACCGCUGCUGGGAACCCUAAAAGUAUGUAUCCUCAACCUUCAGGGGAGCAGCAGCCCUUACACAGACACCUCCCCACACUUACAGUCCUUUUGUGAGGUCCUAGAAAUGAUCCUUCGCAAAGGAAUAAAACAGCCCGUUCUGGGGUUCAAAAGAAAGGACUAUUGGCACUGGCUGGAACAGAUUCCACAAGUAACCCCUCCCAGCAUGACCCUCCUGUCAUUGAUGAUUGAGAAAACUAAUUCCUGUGAGAAGGUGCUGACAGCACAAGGACGAGGGCGGUACUUCCUGCGCCUGGCUUUGAAUAAGAAGUUACUAGCUGUUGCUGUUAAGCAGUUGAUCAGAUCUUCCAGGCUGCUUGAGUGGUAUGAUCCAAUGACCUCCAUCCUAGGCAAUGAAGAUUUAGCUGAGCCUUUCCUCUCUCUGAUGCUGGUGGUGACAGAAAUGAAUUUCUCCCUAGAUUUGCAGAAUUCCAGUUUCUUGGAUGAAAGCUGGCAACUUCCGGUGUGCUUGACCUACGAAACUGUCCCCUGCAGGGAGCUGGGAAUGGUGCUCAGAUAUUUGGAUGGACGGAUUUUCAUCGUAAAUGUGCUCCCCCAAAGCCAGGCUGCAGUGGAUGAGGUGGUGCUGGUUGGAGAUGUUAUUGAUGAGAUAAAUGGAUCUUCACUGAGGAAUGCAUGCAAUGGACAGGCUGGGACAGUGCUACAGAGGUACAAGGGCAAGCCUCUGAGCUUCCGCCUGAUCCGCUGGAAGUGGCACGAUGGAGGGAUGUACAAGCCGCUUCUCCCCUACCUGAAAAUCCUCCAGGAGAAAAUCCCCAGCUUCCAGCUCCAGCAUGAACACACGCACAAGGAAAAGAAAGAGGACCGGUGCUUGCGGGGGGGCAGGCUGCUGUACAACCUGCGGUACUUAGGCCACGUCAAUGUAGGAAAGUAUGGAAGCAAAGAGGUGUUAGACCAAGGCAUACCUAUGGUUUUAGAGAAACAUUUCCCACGACAGGAGGUUUUAUUUGAUGUCAAAGAAACUGAAGUCCUUGUUCAAGAGAAAGCUGCUUCAAAGGUUCUGUUUCGUUACUCUUAUACAGACAUUUCCUGUGUGGGACGACGUCUGGACAGCAACAAUCUCUUCGCCUUCUGCUGUGUGGUUUCACCUGAGUCUUCAGAACAAAGCACCUUCGACUGUCUUGUAUUUGAAUCAAACUCUGAAGAUGAAAGUGAGGAAAUAAUCAGAAGAAUUGCUGCUGGAUUCAAACACACAGAAUGGUUUGUCUGAUUGAGAUGUAUGAUGCUCUGCUUCUGGGCUUCUGCCAGUGACCUACUUUUGGAGCUGAACUGGCAUGCAAAAGGGCCUAGUUUCAGUCACUGAUACCCCAGGCUUGCUCUUGGAUUAAGGCUACCUCCUACAACAGAAGACUGAGUUUUUACAAGCCUUUUCUUUUCAUGUUUAUACGGACGUUUUCAAAAUUUGGAAUAAAAUCAAGCUGAAGCCA
Messenger RNA from Zootoca vivipara (common lizard), 1646 nucleotides. RefSeq lists its product as uncharacterized. NCBI's taxonomy places the organism in Eukaryota, Metazoa, Chordata, Lepidosauria, Squamata, Lacertidae. Gene Ontology annotation, molecular function: protein binding. The record is from RefSeq and is a predicted model, not a curated record.